AUGAGUUCUUCAACAGUGAGUCGAUAUCGAGAAUCAACGAGUGUUACGACACCGACUAAAGUUUAUGAUCAAAAUGAUGCAUCAUUUGCUGAAGAAGAAGCACUUGAUGCUAUUGCCAAAGAAGCUGAACUUCGUCUUUAUCGUCAACGUGAACAAAAUCGUGAAGCACGUCAAAUUCGACAUAAAGAAUUAGAAAAAAAUGCUCAAGAUAAUGAUGACGAUGAUUCACCAACAAGUUCGCAUGCAUCAUCAACACCUAUCGAAUCAACGAAAUCUGCAACAAUUAAUAUAAAUCCUACAAUAGGAAUAAAUACAAAUACUUUAUUACUUCAAAAAUUUCUCAAUGGUGAUAUUGAUCUUCGUACAAUUGAACAACGUGAUUUAAGACGUUUAUUAAGUGAGCUUGAAUCAAAAUAUAAAAUAUUAAUGAUAACUAAUUCAAGCAUGUACAAUGAAAAACAAUCAUUACAUUAUCAAAUUGAUAACUAUAAAGAUUUAUUAGAGGAAUAUUGUGAAACAUCUAAUCAAGCUAAAAGACAAUUGAAAGAAAAAUCUCGAGAGUUUGAUCUACAAAAACGAACAUUAAAUGAUCUUCAACAAGAUUAUAAUAAAACUGUAGAAAUCUUAACUAAUUGUGAAAAAUUAAUUGAAGAAUAUGACGUUCAAAAAUUUUCAACUGUUUCACCAACUGAGAGUAAUUCACGAGAAACAUUAAUAUUACUUAAUUCAUUUGCUAAUGGCUCAAUUGAUGAAAAAUUCAAAAGAAUUUUAAAUGAAAAACAUGAACAAUAUGAUGAACUACUUAAAUUAAAAUCCGAAUUAGAUGAAGAAAAAACUCGUUUAAGAAUAUUAACAGAAUCUAGAUCAGAUUCACUUGAAUUACAUAAUCAAAAUAUGAAUGAUGAAUGUGAUUCCGAACAACAAAAACAGUUAAUGAAAGAAAUAAUGAAUUUGCAAAAUCGAUUACAACGAUUAGAUACUGAUAAUGGUUCAUUACAACAAGAAAAUAAACGUUAUGAAGCUCAACUUGCACGUUAUAAGCAACAACUAGAUGAUGGUGAACGUGUUGAAGAGGAACUUAAACAAGAACGACGAGCAUUACAACGAGAGCUUCGUAAUGCACGUGAUGAUUACGAAAAAGAACGUACACGAAGUGAUGUUUUACAACGAGAGAAUGAACGUUUACGUACAUCACGUAACAACAAUUUACUUAGUAAUACAGAUGAUAAUAUUGUUAUAUCAAGAUCUCAUUCACCAUUAUUACCAACUAAUUCCAAUGAUAUACAAUCAAAUUCACCUAUAGAAGAUACGAAUUAG
Molecule: messenger RNA, 1317 nt
Organism: Adineta steineri
Lineage: Eukaryota; Metazoa; Rotifera; Eurotatoria; Adinetida; Adinetidae
Source: the annotation of a GenBank genome assembly